Trichosporon asahii var. asahii CBS 2479 is the source of this 1464-nucleotide messenger RNA. RefSeq names its product transcriptional regulator nrg2. The record is from RefSeq and is a predicted model, not a curated record. The transcript has a single exon. Gene Ontology annotation, biological process: regulation of transcription by RNA polymerase II. Gene Ontology annotation, molecular function: RNA polymerase II cis-regulatory region sequence-specific DNA binding; DNA-binding transcription factor activity, RNA polymerase II-specific. NCBI's taxonomy places the organism in Eukaryota, Fungi, Basidiomycota, Tremellomycetes, Trichosporonales, Trichosporonaceae. Bases 1 to 1464 code for a protein of 487 amino acids.
AUGUCUACUGAGGCUUCUCCGCAGCAGGCAACUCAUCUUCAAUCCGUGUACUCUCAAGUUCCUCCCCACAUGACUACCGCUCAGGACCCCCAGGACCGUGGCUACGCCAACGCCGGUCAGCAGCAGCAGCAACAGCAGCAGCAGGACUCGGCCCCCGACUCGCCCGCGGUCCAGACCCCCGUCACCAAGGGCAAGAAUGGUGCGACUGGCCCGGCCGAGGGCAAGCCCAAGCCGCACGUUUGCCCCAUCUGCCAGCGUGGCUUCACGACUGGCGGACACCUGCAGCGUCACCAGCGGAUACAUACGGGCAUCAAGGCGUUCAAGUGCCCGUACCCGGGCUGUGAGACGCGUACCAGCCGUCAGGACAACUUGCAGCAGCACUACCGCACCCACCUUUCCCCCACUCUCCGUCGUGGCUCGGGAACCGCCGCCCGCCAGGCCGUCGCCGCGGCGAUGAUGGCUGCCGGUCUCAAGUCGUCGACCAGCAGGCAGCCCCGCAAGUCGAAGAACUCGCAGGUUGGCACCCCUGGCUCGUCUUCUGGCGCCUCUGUCACCCACGGCCAGUCGCCCUACCAGACCCCCACCCAGGCGACCGCUCCCUACGGUGGCUACAUGUACGACGCGACUGGCCAGCACGGCGGCUACCCUCCCUACGGCGGCAUCCCUCCUCCCGGCGUCUCCAUGGCCAACGCUCAGUCGGCCCAGUCGUCUCGCGUCGCCUCGCCCGUCAACGGUCACUCGUCGGCGAGCUCUGUCCCGUCUGCUCACCACCAGCAGUACUUUGGCCAGCCGUUUGCCCAGCCCGGCGGCUACGCGUACCCGCAGUACAGCCAGUCGCAGGGUGGUUACCGCUACGGCGCCCCGAACGCGAUGCCUCCUUACGGAGCGCCCCCCUCUCAGCACUCCAUGUACUCUGGUGCGAUGGCCCAGGACCACCACCAGCAGCACAUGUACUCACCAGUAUCGGCAGGUGGUUUCAGCGCUCCCCACAGCGCUCGCGACUCGUACGGUUCGGCCAUGGCUCAGGGCGGCUACGCGUCGCAGCAGGUCAUGAGCAACGGAUACCCGGCUCGUCAGCAGACCUCGACCCCGCUCUCGGCGGGUGCUCACGAAGACAUCGAUCCUCGUUACCGCAGUACUGGAGCUCCUCGUGCGCUUUCUCCCCGCCGCAGUAGCCUGACUCAACAGGGUGAUCUCCUCGCUGCCAGCUCGGCCAACGGCGCCUCGUCCUCCACUGCGCAGGCGAGUGCUGGCACCUCGACCGCGCGCGGCACCCAGCAGUUGCAAGCUUCGGCUCAGUCGUACUCGUACGCCCCCAGUGCGCACCUGUACGGUAGUGCCCAGCACAGCAACGGCAUGGCGCAGCCUAGUCGCGAUGGUCCUUCUCCGAUGUCGUACAGCGCACGCCCCAGCGUUGCCAGUUUGACUGAGGCUAAUGGGUCGUCGAAGGGUGAGUACCGAUAA